UUAGAGUGUUAAAGUUGUCGCGCUUUUCUUCAAUGCACCUUACCUUAUAAUAUUAAUGUUAUACAAGAUGUUCGCGUUCGCAAAUAAAAAUACUAUAUACGGUGUCCUUUUGUUCGUUUUGCUUGCCUUGACGCAUGCAACGGCCGAUGAACACUCGGUUAAUCCAGCAGUGCCACGAACGUGUUACAGUUGUGAAGGCAUCAAUUGCUUGCGAAUCUCACAAUUGAAUGCUACGAGCGAUUGCUUGGAUUUGUUGGAUUAUUGUGUGACAGUUUUUAGAGGAUUCACAGUAAUAGCUCGCGGUUGCUAUGAGGACUUGGAAGCGAACUUGCGCGAUAAAUGUGAUUUGAACGAUCAUCCGGAGUGUGUAAAAUGUUUCGGUAAUCGUUGCAAUGACAAAGGACGCGCCGAUUUCCAAUGCAUCGAGUGCAAGUCAAGUGAGGAUAAAAGAUGCGUCUCCGACACCAGCGCCCUGACCGCCGUGCAAUGUCCAGUGCCCACAGCUCAGAACUCUUACUGUUAUGUCCGCGAGUCCAAGGAGGAAGGCAUUACACGUGGCUGUUUUGUGCAUCAGCAAGAACAAGAGGAGUGCCUCAGUGAUGCACAGUGUUCCAUGUGCUUGAGCGACGAUGCGGUGGCUUGCAACGCAUACAAAUUGACCACAGCAGCUAAAUCAGGCGGCAGUAGUGGACUUAGCAAAGCCAGUGUCACAUCUACCGUUUCUUUUGUUUUGUUCGCUUUUAUUGUGCGUUCAUUAUAAAUGUGGGAUUGUGUUUUAUUUUUUAGUAGAAACUAAGUAUUCGAUAAAAGUAUUCAACACCGAAUUCUCGCGAUAAGACGGUGUUAUUAAAUUUAUUACCUGUUAAUCUUCAUAUUCUGAGAAUAAAGUAAUUGUAAUGACUAGACUUAUUAAGG
Molecule: messenger RNA, 915 nt
Organism: Bactrocera latifrons
Lineage: Eukaryota; Metazoa; Arthropoda; Insecta; Diptera; Tephritidae
Exons: 3
Coding region: 56-760 (234 amino acids)
Source: RefSeq, a predicted model, not a curated record